AACUUGAUAUAUAGAUUCCUGACCACCUAAAGGUGAUGUCUAGCCCAUGUGAACUUUGGUGAUUUCGCCCGCGUUUAGCGUUGCUUAACUGUUGAAUCUAUAACCACGAAUUUAAAAAGGGCACUUGCAGACGUUUAAGUUCAUGAUUUUAUUCACGAAGUAGGUUAGUACAAUUAAUCACAAAUCGGUACAACGGAAGUUCAUUUAGGUCAAAUAGUUCGGACACUGGACACGUAAAAGGCUAGCGCAUCUGUAUUUAGGCUUAAUGAAGCAUGUGGAAAAUGCUUUUUCUAACAUAAUAAAUGAAAAAAAUUGGCAAUUAGAUCAAUAAAUUCUGAAUGACGUUGAUGCGGAUGGAAAGAUUCUUCAAUCCGCAAAGUGAAUGUCUCCCCCACCACAAAUUUAUAUUCUCAGACCACAGCGAUUCCCGUUGUUCAUUUAAUUAUUACAAUGGCACUCUUAGAAAGGACUUUUUUCAGUUUGACAAGUAAAUUAAAUUUCAAAGGAAUGCGACACAUUCUUAUUCCCGACACUCCUACGAUCGUUAUUCCAGUGAGAGGAGCCAAGCAGAAAUACCAUCCAGAUUCUUUCAUUGGCUUCAGAGUUGAACCAAGAGAAAAUCACAACCGGCAAUAUGUAUCUCAUCCUCUUAUUUAUAAAGAUGCUGACCCAGCUCCAAGAUUCAUGGAUGCUCGUGUCCGUGCUAUUCUGAAGGACUUGACGGGUUGUGACCAUAGCAAAGUCUUCAGACAUCGUGCCCUGUUGUCAAUCUCUGCUCCUGAGAUUGUGUUUUUCACAGAUGAACAACUGAAAAUUGCUCAAAAUGAUGCUAAGAUAAAGGCUGACAAGUUACUGUCAAUGCCACCUGUGGUUAAGGUCCGAGCUGAGGAAGUGCAAGACAUCAGUUUUGAUCCUGCCUUGCAGGGCAUCAUGCCAAACUUCAAAAUUGUUUUCACUGACAUCUCUCUUGGGAUACCUGAUAAUAAACGUAUCAUUGUUGUGAGGGAGAACAGCGGCAAGCUAAGGCAUGCCAAUGGGGCAGAACGUCAAAGAAUGAAUGAAAUCUACAAUCCUCGUAAAGGCCGCAAGCAUUACGUAUCUGAGCUUUUUACCGCCAAAUGCCUGCCUGAUGUACUGGCACGAGGACAGUACGAGUUUGUGCUGGAUCGUGCCUGCCUUCAGUUCGAGCCUGAUGAGCCGGAGUAUCAAAGUGUGGUAGCUUAUGUUUAUGAAGCUCUAGAUAAGAAGCAGCACUACGACUCGCUCCUCUCGACACGACACUACGGCCCUAUGCUCUUCUUCCUUGUCUGGCACAAGUGCUUGAAUAAUUUCCUAGAGCAUCAUCUCAUGGCUGGCAGGUUGGAUGUUGCUAGUCAGGUUGUGAAGUUGUACUGCCUCCUGCAUCAGAAGAGUGACGUUGCUAAAGCGAUGACAGACUUCAGAGACCCGAUGCAUGUUGUGCAGACAUUUGUGUCCCUAGAAUGCAUGGACACCUCGGCACGCGUGCAGCUCGCCCUGAAGCAAUGCAAGGAAUUAUUACGCAGUCAGCAGCAAGUGGAACAGAAUGUUGCUGCUGCCCUUGGUCAAUCAUCCUGAAUACAAUUAAAUUGUUUAAAUACUCGUCAAAGUAUGUGCAGUUGCCAGGCUUAUAAAUCAAUGCAAAAUGUGUUGACAAGUGAAGCGAAAAUUAAGUUGGCUUUGUAAGUUAUCGAACAGUUGAAUUUUAUCACGUUUCUCAAAAUUCUUUGUAAAUAAAAAUUCUUUAC
Messenger RNA from Hyalella azteca, 1766 nucleotides. RefSeq names its product 28S ribosomal protein S22, mitochondrial (gene mRpS22). The transcript is spliced from 7 exons. The record is from RefSeq and is a predicted model, not a curated record. Gene Ontology annotation, cellular component: mitochondrial small ribosomal subunit. Gene Ontology annotation, molecular function: structural constituent of ribosome. NCBI's taxonomy places the organism in Eukaryota, Metazoa, Arthropoda, Malacostraca, Amphipoda, Hyalellidae. The coding region runs from base 451 to 1596 and encodes 381 amino acids.